Messenger RNA from Melitaea cinxia (Glanville fritillary), 1053 nucleotides. Its product is annotated as A disintegrin and metalloproteinase with thrombospondin motifs 16-like. The transcript has 5 exons. NCBI's taxonomy places the organism in Eukaryota, Metazoa, Arthropoda, Insecta, Lepidoptera, Nymphalidae. The record is from RefSeq and is a predicted model, not a curated record. Gene Ontology annotation, biological process: proteolysis. Gene Ontology annotation, molecular function: metalloendopeptidase activity. The coding region runs from base 1 to 873 and encodes 290 amino acids.
AUGCAACGUACUGUUUACCCAUAUCUAGAACAAGGUGCUCUGUAUUCAUACAUUUUAUCAAAAGUCCCAUGCAACAAUAAAUUAGAUUCAAACAAAGUUCCUAAAUGUGCGUUCGUUUGUGUUACGAAGGUACAAUAUAGGGUCGAUCUGAAGGUCAAAACGAAACCGUCCAUCAAAUAUAUAGCGAAACCAAAUCACGAUAUAACAAUUAAAGUAAUGAUACAUAUAGACAAAGUGUUAACGAGAAAAUUGGUAAAGGAACAUCGAUUAACAACGAGAAAAACGCUAAAAAAUAUUACAAAUGGAAUAUUAGAAGAUGCCAGAAAACUAUUCAAACAGUCGAAUUUGAAUCAGACAGUAAAAUUUAAGUUAUUAGAUACAAGAUUUUUAAGAAACGACAAAGUGAUAUCGAUGAAUGAAAACGCUCAGAAAUAUUUAAGCAGUUACUGCGAUUGGCAGAGUAAGAAGAAAAUUAGUCAGAGAUCGCUGUACUAUUCAGUUCUUUUGACUGGAUUAGAUCUUUAUCAUAUGAAUAAUGGAAGAAUCAUAAAAAGCAACUCAGGUCGCGGCUACACGAGAGGCAUGUGCAGUGCGCGGAAGAGUUGCACGCUCAUAGAAUGGGAUCCAAAAAUAAUUGGAUUUUUAUUAGCACAUGAAAUCGGACACAGUCUUGGUAUGAGACAUGACGGUCCACCGUACAAUCAAUGUCGUGAUCAGAAAAAUAUUAUGGCGAUGAGGUAUGACGAGAGACAUCACCCAACCAGCUGGUCUCCUUGCAGUCGGUAUUACUUAAAGCAAUUUUUGACGAGCAGUAAAUCUUGGUGCCUUAAAAGUGAAAGUGAUCGAAGAACUACGAUGAAAUAUCUCAAUUAAAGGAUAGAUCUCGCAUAAUUUUAAAAAUAAUUUUUUGUGUCAAAGUUUCUAGUCAGUAGUCCUUAUUUAUGAUAAGGUAACAAUAAAAAUAUAUCUAAUAAUGGUGUGAGCUUAAAUACCAUUUGGAAUAUACCUAACUUUCAUAAUUUAAAAUAUACCAUUGGAAAAAUAAUAACAUCA